AUGGGAAUUACCAAAGAGGAGAUGGUGAGAGCUCUGCGCGCAAGCGGAGUUGAAGUACCGCUGUCCGCCACACUGGGGCAAAUUCGCCGAAUGCACGCUUCAUUGAGCACUGCCGCUGCCGCUGACCCCGUUGCCGCACCCCCUGCUGUGCCUGCCGCUGCAGUACCUGUUGCCGCUGUGCCCGACGCUGCCGUACCCACUGCUGUGCCAGCCGAUGCAGCCGUGCUCACCACCGCUGCACCCGCUGCCACCGUACCCACCGCUGUGCCUGCCGCUGCAGUACCCGUUGCUGCUGUGCCCGCCGCAUCCACUGUUGUACCCGCCGCAUACACUGCUGUACCUGCCACAUCCACUGCUGUACCCUCUGCCACCGUGAUUACUGCUGUGCCUGCCGCUGCAGUACCCGUUACUGCUGUGCCUGCCGCUGCAGUUCCCGUUGCCGCUGUACCUGCCGCAUCCACUGCUGUACCCGCCGCCGCUGUACCCGCUGCCGCACCUGCCUCUGCUGCUUACACGUCCGCUAUGCGAGCUGCUGCCUCGCUCGCCGCACCCGUCACUGAUCCUAACGUUCCCUGA
This is a messenger RNA of Drosophila willistoni, 576 nucleotides long. RefSeq names its product cuticle protein 16.5-like. The transcript has a single exon. The record is from RefSeq and is a predicted model, not a curated record. Lineage: Eukaryota; Metazoa; Arthropoda; Insecta; Diptera; Drosophilidae. The coding region runs from base 1 to 576 and encodes 191 amino acids.